Molecule: messenger RNA, 7273 nt
Organism: Diabrotica virgifera virgifera (western corn rootworm)
Lineage: Eukaryota; Metazoa; Arthropoda; Insecta; Coleoptera; Chrysomelidae
Product: microtubule-associated proteins 1A/1B light chain 3C-like
Exons: 4
Coding region: 97-660 (187 amino acids)
Biological process (GO): autophagy of mitochondrion; macroautophagy; autophagosome assembly
Cellular component (GO): autophagosome; autophagosome membrane; cytosol
Molecular function (GO): ubiquitin protein ligase binding
Source: RefSeq, a predicted model, not a curated record
CUGACAGUAAGUCCAAAAGCGUAAACAAACACGCUAACGCAGAUAAUAUAUAGCGGCAUAGUUUCGAGUGAAGUGACUUAGCUAGAACUUGCAUAAAUGUAUUCCAAAUUACAGGACACUAGUCUGAACAGUUCAAAAAAGUGUGAGUGUGAAAACAACAAUUUGUGCUCAGUCAAAAGUAUGAAGAAAUUCUUUGAUAACAAGAAGCAGAAGAAAGAAACCAAUUUGAACAACAAUGUCAACCAGAAAUAUCAGCCCGUCAAAACGAUAAAAACGAUAGAAAUAAGAAAGGAAGAAGUCCUCGCCAUUAGAAAUAGGUUUCCAACUAAAAUACCAAUCAUAGUACAAAGAUUUUACAAAGAAACACAUCUACCACAUUUAGAUAAAUCUAAAUUUUUAGUACCUCAGGAAAUCACGAUGUCCCAGUUUCAAACAAUUAUAAGAAACCGAAUACGGCUGAAUUCCCACCAGGCACUGUACUUAUUAGUAAACAAUAGAUCUAUGAUGAGCUUAACGUUAACCCUCGCAGAAGUAUAUGCGGAACAUGCAGACAGCGAUGGCUUCCUCUACGUCACAUACGCUUCGCAAGAAGUUUUCGGCGACUCUACCACCACCAGUAAUUAUGAAGUUAAUAAAUGUAUGAUCCAGUUCGGAGGUUGAAAAUUCUAUAGACACAAAUUUCUUAACGUCUAAUAACAGCAAAAUGAAAUUUGAUAGGAUCAGGUAAUUUUCGUGGUUGUAUACAGAAACCACAUAGUUGGUAACGGAACUGAAAAAAAGAUAUUAGACAUACUAACUUUUAAUAAAUAACGUGAAAAGGAACAUUAAAUUGUAUGUGUUUUAUCACUAACAGGUUUGAAAAAUCAGUGAAGUAUUUACCACGAGCAACUUUUUGUUGUUUGUAUUCAGGUACAUUAACUCGACAAUUUAUUUUUUUUUAACGAAUCAUGAUCUUUUUUAAAUUAGUAAUCAUUAUCGGCAAAUUCUUCAUCUAUCUCAAUAUUCUGCUAAAAAGUUAAACGCAAGCGGUCAUAUUUUUUACUAUUUUUAUUGGGAAUAAACCACAAUUUUACUUUAAAAUUAGUUUAUUGUGACGUUUCGAUUUCCACUUUGGAAAUCAUUAUCAAAAUACAAUACCAUUGUUUUUGUAUUUUGAAAAUGAUUCCGUAAGUGGAAGUCGAAACAUGAAAAUAAACUUAUUUUGAAGUAAAAUUGUGGUUUCUUCCCAAUAAAAAGAGUAAAUUGUAUUAAGAUGCUACAAGCAAAUAGCUUCGGUCACGUUUUAUCGAUUAUUGUGGUAAUAAAUUGUAGUGUCCCUAACAAUCACAAAAAUGAAAAAUUAUUUUUUGCCUAUAAAACGAUUCUUUAAAAUUUUAGAGAAAAAUGGUUCCAAUAAAAGUUGUAGAUCUUAAAAAGUUCCUUAAUUUGUGAGUUUCUAAAAUUAAAAUACAUAAACAAUUGACUGAGAUAAUUGCAAAAAACCCUUAUGUUUGCAGUAAUUUAUAAAUGUUAAUAUUAACUUUGAUUUUUGCCUAAUGACAUGUAAUAUAACUAUGUACUUAAAAUUAUGUCAAUUAAUGAGUUGUUGAAGUGUGCUAAAUCUCAGCUAGAUUGACCAAAUAGUUUGUAGGUUAUUCCAAUUGUUUAUCCCGGAUUGCGAUUAUUUAUAUAACUGUAAUUGCCAAAAUUAUGACUACAUCUACAAGUAUCUAACAAAUCGCAACCGAUUAUUUUUUGAGGCUUCAUUUUUAAAAUACUUUAAAAAAAUGUCAAUAUUUUUUUCAAUAUUAUCAUUAAUCUUCAUUAAUUAUCUUGGUUCUAUGGCAGGCAAAAGCUUGAUUUUUUUAAUUGCGUUAGCUCGCUAAAGUAAUAAAAACUGUGCUAUUUUCACCUGCCGGAAAAAUGAGAAAUACAGGAAAAACGAAGUACCUAGUGCAAUUUUUCCAUAAAAAAGUUGAAUUUUAGUAUUAUUUCAUAAAAUAUAUUUAAAUUUGAUUAAGAUAGUACUUCUUGUAUCAUUCUUGUCAAAAUUUAUUUUAAAACCAUUUAUUAAGAGAGUGUAAAAACCGCUUAAAAAAUAAGUUGUAUAAUCUUUCAGCACUUAUUGUUAUCUAUUAAACAAGGAAAAAUUAUUUUAAGAAAAAUACAACCUCGACAACUCGGAUUAAUCGGGACCGCGGUCGAUCCGGGUUAUCGAAAAUCCGGGUUAGCCGGAGAAUAUGGUAAAAAUUAAUAUAAUACGGUAUACUUACAGAUAAACUGCGUUAUAAUUGAAAUAACAUGAAAUAUAUAUUCACAGUACCUACAUAUCUAAAUUACUAAAAACACGCAAACACAAACCUAAGCAAACGGAAGCGAACUAUACAAGACUGUACUACACACAAUACAGUCACAAUCGGAACGAUGUUAUGUUAUUUAAGAACAGUGAAAACUAAGAUCAUUGUUUAAAAAAUAAUUGUUUAAAUAGUCUUUUAGUCUUUUUAAACAAUGCUAAGACAGUUUGAAAUAAAUAAAGGAAUACUACAGGUGCCUGUUGUUUCCGAUAAUCCGAGCCAAUGAACGUCGCUCUGCCGCCGGCGCCGUGUGCCAUGAGUCAUUUUUACUAUCGUAUAGUUCAAAUUACACAAAUACACAUUAUCUCUCAAAUACUAUAUUACAUACAUUUUUAUUGUUCAAAUGUUUGUCUGAUGAAAAUCGGUCCGGGUUAGCCGGACUUCCGGGAUAUCGGGGGCCGACUUAUCGGGGUUUCACCUAUAUUGGUUCCUAUUGAUCAUAGAAGGUUCUGUUUUUAUAUAGAUUGUUUUUUUACAUCUUUUCAGUGAGUCUGCUUACAAGCUCGUGACAUAAAAAAUAUUGAUAUAAAUGUUUACAAACCAAAAUCUCAUACUUUUUUCAAAACUGUUUUUUAAUAAAAAUUUUGAAAAUAAGAAAAAUAAAAGAUAAAAUGUGGAAAUUUUUUUAAGGUAUCUUGAUAUUUAAGCCUCAAAGAAUCUAUAGCUACCUGCUAUAUACCUCUAGAGACAUUCGCCAUUGGCAUCUGGGAUAAACAAAUUGAACAAUUGAAUAAACAAUUUGAAUAACAUACAAACUAUUUGGUCAAUCUAGCUUACAUUUAGUGCACUUCAAUAGCUCAUUAAUUGUCAUAAUUUCAGGAAGGUAUAUUACAUGUCAUUAUUCAAAAAACACAUUUAUUAUCAUUUAUAAAUUAUUGCAAAAAUAAGGGUUCUUUGAGAUUAUCUCAAUCAGUUGUUUAUGUAUUUUAAUUUAGAAUUUACUCACAACUUAAAGAACUUUUUAAGAUCUAACACCUUUUAUUUAUACCAUUUUUCUCUAAAAUGUGUAAGAGACGUAAUAGACAAAAAAUUAUUUUUUCACUUUUUAUGUUUGUGUAAGUAACAAAACAAAAUCAGCUGUACUUCUACAAGUGUUUGUCAACAGCCAUCCUUCAUAAUAUACUCUUUAGAACCUUCAAAACCUGUACUAGGGCUGUCAAUGGGGGUAUUUGACUCCGAAUUCCAUCCUACUACAUCGAUUUACUUAAUAUUUUCACAGUAAGUAGGGAAUAGCUCAUGAAACCAAGUCUACCCUAUGCCGAUGUGCGCUUUUAUCUUGGGGGUGGUUCCCACCCUUCUCGGGAGUGAAAAAUGUUUUGGUUAAAAUAGCCACGGAAGAGGCUAGAGAACCUAAUUUUAAGCAAAAACUGAUCUAUAAUUAUUUUUUGAAAACUCAAUACUUUUUGAGUUAUUCGUGGUUGAAAAUUGGCCAUUUUCAUUGAAAAAUGACACCUUUUCGGACGGAUUUUUGUGAAUAGCUUAAAAACUAUGCAUCUAACAAAAAACUAUAUAAAAUAUUUCUGUAGGUUAUAAAGAAACAAAGAGAUUCGUUCCUUCAUAAAUCUUCUAGUUAAAAUAGAAAGAGGGAUAUGGUAGGUAAGAAGAGUUUGUUUUUUUUUGCUACAUGCUCAAAUCGGUGUAUUCAACUUGAAAUAACAGAGAAACGGUCGGUUUUAGGCCUAUAGUGAUACAACUUUUAUAGUGCUUGAAAAGACCUUUAAAAUGAGCAAUACCAUAGCCACCUUUACUUUACAAGCCAUGAAGAGAAAAAGGCAACGUGGUAAUUGAUGACGUCGGUAGUCUGACUUUCGGACUACCGCUUUCGAAACUACGAUUUUAAAGUACAAAUUCUGGUAAAACUUAUAGUAUUUUUUGAGUCGAACAAGAAAAUAUUAUUAAUUAGAAGUUUGUACAAAAUAAUAUUAAAAGUAAUUCCUUGUAAGUAACAUUUAUUAUACAGAAAAAAAAAACCAAUAACAAGAAUAUAAACGGGAUUCAUUUUUUUCGAAUCCUAAGAAAACUAAUAAGUAUUUUUCAAAAAUGUAAACGCAGAAUGAAAGAUUAUGUUAGGACCGAGAACCGAAAGUCCCUGAAAACUUCUAUGUUUAUUUUAGUAAGUUGCAGGGGUGAAAAACUAAGAAAAUUUAGUGUGAUUUUUAGUUGCAAAUAUGUCAUUAAAAAAAAACUUUUUAUUCAUUCUAAAGGACUUUCGGCCCUCGGUAAUAAAGUAAUCUUUCAUUCUGCGUUUAAAUUUUUCAAAAAUACUGAUUAGUUUUCUCAGGAUUCGAAAAAAAUUAUUACAUUUAAAAUACAGGCGUCAAAAUUUUGAAUUUUGUUCCUUUCCACUUAAAGUUUGUCGCACUUAUUUAGAAACACCCUAAAUUGAUAAAGAACAAAUCUAGGUGUUAAACAUAAGCGAAUUAAUCAAAAAAACAGAAUGUUAAGAAAACCAGAGUCUAUACUUGGGUUUUAAUUUCAGUAUUUUAUAAAUGCCCGGUACACCACAAAAAUUUAACUGGAUAGCAACAAUAUUAUUACAGUGGUAUUGUAAAAGAAUUAGGCUAUAACAUAUUAAAAAAAUCACUUAAAUCUGCCGACAGGUUUAGGAAAUAUAAGACAUUAAAAAUGACAAAAUUUUUAAGUGGACGGAUUUCUAUAUGCACGCAAGUUUAUAUAAAAAUAUAUUAUAUUCAACUAAAAUCAUCUUAAUAACAUACCUUUUAAUGUUCUUUAUAAUUUGGAGCACGAAAUAUUGUAAAAUAAUUCAGUUUCUCUGUAAAUACAGUGAAAAUUAUUUAAAAACAAAUGAGAACUGUCAGAAUUAAUCGGCCUACCAAUAGAUGUUGCCAAAUUUCAACUUCAUGGCUUGCUAAGUAAAGGUGGCUAUGGCAAUACUAAAUGUCGAUUGCGUUUAAACUAAGCGAGAUAUUCUGCAAAAAAGAAAAAAUGAGAAGUCAUUUUAACCCCCAUCCACCAAAAUGUAAGUGCAUCGAUUUCCUUCUAUAAUACAUUUUACUAUAGUGUUAUUUCUAUGUUCAGAAAGUUGGACUGGUUUAAAAUGAAUGGUUUUUGAAAAAAUAAGAUCAAAUUAUAGAGCGCAUUUUUUAAUUUUCUUAAAAAUCGUCCUUUUUCUCCAUGUAACUCGAAAAUGAUAAGAGAUACGAAAAAAGAUACCACACAAAAAUGUAGGGUUUUUCAGACAAAAAGUUUCUUUUUAUUUUUCAUUACUGUAUCUCUCAUCAUUUUCAAGUUACAUGGAGAAAAAGCAAGAUUUUUAAGAAAAUUUAAAAAUGCUCUCUAUAAUUUGAUCUUUUUUUUUCAAAAACCAUUUAUUUUAAACCCGUCCAACUUUCUGAACAUAGAAAUAACACUAUAGUAAAAUGUAUUAUAGAAGGAAAUCGAUGCACUUACAUUUUGGUGGAUGGGGCCGAUGGGGGUUAAAAUUACUUCUCAUUUUUUCUUAAAACACAUUAGUUAUCAAUUUUGUUUGGAGCAUAUCUCGCUUAGUUUUAUUGUAAUAAACCUUUAAUAUAGCUCACUUUGUAGGUCUUUUCAAGCACUACAAAAGGUAUUAUUAUUAUACACCUAAAAUCGACCCUUUCUCUGUUAUUUCAUAUUGAAUACACCAAUUUGAGAUUGUACCAAAAAAAACUAUUUUCACCUACCAUAUCUCUUCUUGUAUUAUGGAGGCACUCCAUAAUACAAGAAGAGAUAUGGAACAUAUGGAACUCCAUAAUACAAGAAGAGAUAUGGAAUACAAACUAGCAGAGUUAUGGAAGCAAGUGUCUCUUUGUUUUUUUAUAACUUACAAAAGAUGUUAGAUGCAUAGUUUUUAAGGUAUUCGCAAAAAACCGUUAUAUAAUUCAAAUUCAAAAAGUAUUGUUUUCAAAAAAAAAUAUAGAACAGUUUUUGCUUAGAAUUAGGUUCUCUAGCGAAUUCCGUGAUAAUUUUAACCAAAAAAUUUUUCACCCCUGAAAAGGGGUGGGAACCACCCCCAAACUAAAAGCACACAUCGACAUAGGGUAGACUUUGAAUUAGGAGAUAAGUAGAGGGCCCAAAAUUUCAUUAAAAUCCAUGAUAGAUAGGAUAGAAUUCGGAGGUAAUAUCCUAUUCUUGCUUCCAUUGACUGGCGUAUACUUGUAAUAUUUUUACGUAAAAUCGAUGAUUUUUCACACAUAUACUAGGGCAUUUGUUUUUAUUGUCGUUUGUUAACGAAUUUUUGUAUAUUAUACUGCAAAACGUGGUUAUAAAAUUUAGCCUGUUGUUUUCUGUAUGCUUCUAUAAUUACUGACGUUGCUAUAAUCCGGCUGAUAUUGUAAUUUAAAAAAAUGAAUAAAACUGAUCAUAGUAUAUUAUCCCGUUAGUUUUUUUCUGUAGCUUUUAAAAGUUAACAGAAGAAAGCUAUGUAACGUAUUAUUAAUAAAUAUAGAAUAAACCUUGCUUGUCUUUUGAAUAUUACGAGAAAUAUAUUUAUAUUAGACAAAUGGUUAUGAUCAGUUUUACAUUAUAGUAGUUAAGACGUCGCUAUUGGUUUUGUGCGUUGAUGUUUGAUACUUACAAAAAACCAAAAAAAGAUAAAAAUGUAUUUUAUAAUUUUUUGUAUUGUAUAUCUUUAUUCUAAAAGAAAUUUGUGUUUUAACUUAGUUAUAUAAGUAGAAUAUUCAAUUUUCUCCUAUGCUAGCAUAUACGCAUAUGUUAGUUCGUUCAAAAGACUGUUUCUAUUAUAUGUAAGAUUUUUAUAUUUUUAAUUUACUUAAGUUUUUAGUGUGCAUGAAAAAAAAGAAGUGUGUAACGUGUCAAGUAUAUUUUAGAAAUCAGUGUUGCUAUUAAUUUAUUACCAAAUACUUAAAAGUUUGUCUUAUUAUUAGUGUAUUGCUAUUUUAAUUAUACUUCUGUUAUAUGAUAUUAAAACCCAAAAACACACUUUGAAAACAAAAAAA